AUGAAGUCUUGGAUGUCGGCGCCAUCACCAACUCAACACCAGCACCGCUACCCCACACGUUCAUCUCCGGUGACACCUGCACCCACAACACCUGUGCGCAGCGAGAGUCUUUUCCACCUCCGGGCCGACUUCAAUGUCAAGGAGACUGUCUGCUGUCGGGACAGCAACGGGAAACGUCUUGCUCAGUGUGUGUUUGAAGGCUCAAGUUGGGAUGUCCUCAAGGUGCAAAUCUUUGCAUACUGCCCGCCACACGUUGAGUACAAGGCUACACACGAAGGGGAGCCUCGUGUCUGGACGAUCGAGAGCGAAAAACCCACCAUCGCCGACUUUGACACGUUCAUCAUGCUCAAGAUGGGACGAUACUUUUUCAAGCCGGGCAACAGCAAUCAGGCGCAUCGUUACCUGGUAGAGCACCAGGAUCACACGUUCUCUGUUGUCGUUCUCAAGUGGGGCAGUUUGGUGUCCACAUCCACCGACUUGCAAGGCCUCCAAGAGCAAUGUAUUCGUCCCCAAGUUCAAGAUCGAUCUGGAGCUGCCGCCGAAAGUGCCCACAGCCAAAUGCGUACAUCCUGA
This is a messenger RNA of Aphanomyces invadans, 573 nucleotides long. RefSeq lists its product as hypothetical. NCBI's taxonomy places the organism in Eukaryota, Oomycota, Saprolegniomycetes, Saprolegniales, Verrucalvaceae. Bases 1 to 573 code for a protein of 190 amino acids. The record is from RefSeq and is a predicted model, not a curated record. The transcript has 2 exons.